UUUAUUGAAUCAAAUAGUUUUGAAACAAACGGACGAUUUAAAUGAUAGGAAAGACAUCACCGAAAACCAGACAAACGAUAUAACAAUGAAAAGUAUUAAUUCAACGAAUGCCACAAACUUUGAGAAGAGUUCCGAUUUCUUCAAACAUCAGCUUUCAAGUUUUUCGGAAAACAUAUCCAACAAAAAGUCACAAAUCUUAAGCCAAACGUCAUCAGAAAGAAAGAGUAGUAUUGAUUUCGAUAGACAUAAUUUGGGAACAAAUAACUGUUCCGAUAGUUUGCCAAUUGUCUGCACUUCGCCCAAUGAUAGCGACAACGAUGAGUCGGCGUCGUCGACGUCGGCAUCGCUGAUACCGGCAUCGGUCAGCAGCGGUGUUCAGCGGUCGUCCAAAUAUGAACAUCGGAUGAAAACGGAAGCCUCGAAAUUGAAACUUAUGGGCGACGGCUUCAAAGCCCAGAAGACAACGGCCAGCAAUCAAGAGCUAAGACGAUUGCAGUCAAACGAUACAUCGUUUGAAGAGCGAAGCUCUUUGUCGGCACUGAAGUCCAAGUUAGAGGGCAACGGAUUUUCUGCUUCAAAGAUGGCAGCCAUACGUCAGGACCAGAAGCAGAUGCAGUUCGGCGAUACACUUCAUACGCACCAAAGUACAGCCAAAGCCAGUUCGUUGAACUUCUGUACGGACGACUCGAUCGCCCAGAAGAAGACCUAUGAGUCACAAAAAGAAGAACGAAUGGUCUCAGCUCACGGACUCAUUCAGAAUCAAAAGUCUUCGUCUCAUUCUUCUUCCUCUAGAUUCAUGUCGUCGUCGAAUUUGGCGUCAAAUAAUUUGCAAUUUUUGAAUCACAAUGCAAUUGAUUCGUCAGCACAACCGCUAAUCGAAGAACCAUUUUCGCCGACAAUGCUGUCGUUGGCCAAUGAAAUGGAUUUGGAGUUUGAUGUAUUGAGUUCGGCAGCCGCCGCCACCACCAAUAGUUCACUGAACAGAUCCAACAGUACCACUAACUAUAUUGGCAAUUAUGACGAAAGUCCAGACAUGAAGGGAUCAAUGGAUAAAUUGGAGCGAAAAAUGUCGAAUUUGGUCGAAAAGUUUAACUUAAACAGAGAUUCAGUGGAAAUAUUGACUGUAAUGACUGAUAUGAUACGGAAGGCCUGGUCUGUGCCACAGUGUGGCUACGAUUUGGGAUUCAAUAUGUCGAAGAUUAUUAGAGAGGGCGGCGCUCUGGAAAUACUUAUAAAAAAUUGCGAACCGGGUGUCGACUAUGAGAUCCAGUUCUUAAGCGCACAACUACUGGAACAGUGUUUAACUGCCGAAAACAGGGACUAUGUUUGCAAAACGCAAAACGGUUUGUCCGAUGUGGUCAACAUUGCGUGCAAGUGUGUCGACAUGAACUCUAUUGAGGAGACCAGAGUGGGAACCGGACUAUUGGAGCAUCUGUUCAAACAUUCGGAAGACGUUUGCAAAGAAGUGAUCGCAUUGGGCGGUCUCGACAGUAUACUGUUUGAAUGCCGCAGUACUGAUAUAACCACUUUGAGACACUGCGCCUCGGCUCUGGCCAACCUAUCGCUGUACGGCGGACCAGACAAUCAGUUAACAAUGAUUCAAUCGAAAGUACCGGUUUGGUUGUUUCCGCUGGCCUUUCACUACGACGACAACAUCAAAUACUAUGCCUGUCUGGCCAUAGCUGUAUUAGUGGCCAACAAAGAAGUGGAAGCAGCGGUUCUCAAAUCGGGAACACUUAACUUAGUCGAACCGUUCAUCUCGAGUCACAAUCCGAAAGACUUUGCCCAGAGCUGUACGUCACAUAUUCACGGCCAGUCCAAGAACUGGCUCAAACGACUGGUACCGGUGCUCAACAGUAACCGAGAAGAGGCCCGAAGUUUGGCCGCAUUUCACUUUGCAAUGGAGGCCUGGAUCAAGAAAACUCAAGAAAAAACAUCGGUUUUCCGUGAGAUUGGAUGUAUUGAGGCCUUGAAGACAGUGGCCGGUUGUCCAAACGCUAUCGCUUCCAAAUACGCGGCUCAAGCUCUCAGUUUGAUUGGCGAAGAAAUACCCCAUAAACUAUCACAACAGGUCCCACUUUGGACCAGUGAAGACGUAAAAGAAUGGGUGAAACAGAUAGGAUUUUGUCAAUUCGUUAACGAAUUCAUAGUCAGUCGUGUCGAUGGAGAUCUGUUAUUGCAAUUAUCUGAAGAUAUGCUGCGCGACGAUAUUGGCAUCAAAAACGGAAUCCUUAGGAAACGAUUUCUUCGAGAGUUAGAAAAAUUGCAGCGAAUUAGUGAUUAUUCUUCAUGUGAUUCAACAAAUUUGAAUUCAGUGCUCAAUUCAUUGGGCCAGGAGUUCUCCAGAUAUACCUAUUCAUUGAUCCAAAGCGGUGUCGACCACAACACACUCCGGUUCCUCGAUGAGGACAUACUCCAGAAUGAAUGCAAAGUUAAUAAUAGUAUACACAGAAUGAAAAUAAUGCAAACCAUUAGAGGCAUUAAUGAAAUUAUUCCGGCAAAUGAAGUCAAAGACAUGAACGAUAGGGUCGACAUUUUUGUCAGCUAUAGGCGCUCUAAUGGAUCACAAUUAGCCAGUCUACUAAAAGUACAUUUACAACUGCGAGGCUUUUCGGUAUUCAUAGACGUCGAGCGUCUGGAGGCCGGAAAGUUUGACAACAAUUUGCUUAGUUCUAUACGUCAGGCAAAGUAUUUCCUACUAGUCCUCACACCCAACGCUUUGGACAGAUGUGUCAAUGAUGUCGAAUGCAAAGACUGGAUCCAUAAAGAAGUGGUGGAAGCGUUAAAAAGUGAAUGUAAUAUCAUUCCAAUACUGGAUAGCUUUCAAUGGCCUGACGCCGAAGCACUUCCCGAAGAUAUGCGAGCCGUUUGCUAUUUCAAUGCCGUCAGAUGGAUCCACGACUAUCAAGACGCUUGUGUGGACAAAUUGGAGCGAUUUAUGCGCGGCGAGACUAAUAAGCUUGAUAUGAGUGCACAGUUACGUCUCAAUAAUAAUAAUAAUACUACGAUGGCUGUACCGCCCACUCCCAGCACACCAUCGAUUGCUUCGAAACCACCGGCAUAUCAUAGAAGUGGUAGCUUUGAUAGCGGAAGUGGAAAGUGCAGCGAAUAGUAGUAUACAGUACUGG
Molecule: messenger RNA, 3128 nt
Organism: Oppia nitens
Lineage: Eukaryota; Metazoa; Arthropoda; Arachnida; Sarcoptiformes; Oppiidae
Gene: Sarm
Product: NAD(+) hydrolase sarm1-like
Exons: 8
Coding region: 86-3112 (1008 amino acids)
Biological process (GO): negative regulation of MyD88-independent toll-like receptor signaling pathway; signal transduction; response to axon injury
Cellular component (GO): dendrite
Molecular function (GO): protein binding; signaling adaptor activity; NAD+ nucleosidase activity
Source: RefSeq, a predicted model, not a curated record